Molecule: messenger RNA, 1080 nt
Organism: Pochonia chlamydosporia 170
Lineage: Eukaryota; Fungi; Ascomycota; Sordariomycetes; Hypocreales; Clavicipitaceae
Product: 30S ribosomal protein S7
Exons: 3
Coding region: 1-1080 (359 amino acids)
Biological process (GO): translation; ribosomal small subunit assembly
Cellular component (GO): ribosome
Molecular function (GO): rRNA binding; mRNA binding; structural constituent of ribosome
Source: RefSeq, a predicted model, not a curated record
AUGUCUCCAAAAACCUCUUUAUUUGGGGCAUGCAGAGCUUUGGCUGUACGCACAAGACCAUUUGUGCAACAUGGGAGGGAACCAUUUCGACCGAGGCCAGCGAUCUCCCGAUGGUACUCAGCUGAACCCAAUGGAUCAUCAACAAGACCAGCGGAUGGGCCUUCAAAGGGCAAUAACACAUCGAGUUUGAAGGCCAAUUCGUCUUCUACGGGUCCCGACGAGCCAUUGAGCACUAAGGCAACACAACACCCGAACCAAGCUUCCGAAACGUCACAUAUAGAGACCCUUAGCGAUGCGACUUUAGAACAAAUGCUUUACGGAGGUCGACUUGCCACGAGCAACACUGAGGGAGGAUUGACAGCUGCGCAAGAGGAUGCGCUCUACCGCGAAGGCACCAUCCCUCCUCCAGAAGAGGCGGCAGCCCUCGUUGCUACAGCGCAAGCGGUUGAAGCGGCGGCAAAAAUGUCUACAAGCGAGGGUGGCAACAUACAAAACCCAGGACACAAAUUCGGAUUGCCCAAGAAGCCGUACCCAGAUGGAUUCAACUUGAAGCAAAGAUACCACCCGGUCUUGGAGCAGUUUAGUCGAUUGCUAAUGCGGGAUGGCAAGCUAAGCGUUGCUCAGAGGAAUGUCGCAACGGUGAUGAACUAUCUUCGUACCGCGCCCGCUCCCAUCUACAGCCCGAAGUUCCCCCUCCUACCCGGCACGCCGCCGGCUUCUCACCUUCCAUUGAACCCUGUUCUCUACAUUACGAUUGCCAUCGACUCAGUGGCACCGUUGCUCAAAGUACGGAAUAUUGCCGGUGCUGGUGGUGGUGGGCGGGCCCUAGAACUCCCUGUACCUCUUACGGUCCGACAACGAAGACGAAUGGCCGUCAAGUGGAUCUUGGACAUCAUUGAGAAGAAGCCGUCUAAAGGCAGUGGCAGGAACCAGUUUCCCCACCGUAUCGCCGAAGAAAUCAUCGCCGUGGUGGAAGGUCGAUCAAGUGUAUGGGAGAAGAGAAAGCAAGUACACAAACUCGGCACAGCGGCACGAGCCAACGUCGGGUCCAGGAAACUCAAGGUCAAGAAGAAGAUGUAA